Ostertagia ostertagi is the source of this 1221-nucleotide messenger RNA. The record is from the annotation of a GenBank genome assembly. Lineage: Eukaryota; Metazoa; Nematoda; Chromadorea; Rhabditida; Trichostrongylidae.
AGUUUUCACGCCGAUACGAGAGAAUGGAUUUCAGCUGGGUCGCAUCAUUUUCAACAUGUACACAUUGCCGGCAUUCUUCAUGGUGCUGCUUUCUAUAGCAUGUUGCUUUAUAAUCGAAAUGAGAGAUUUUUCAACUUGAUGACGUCCGUGGAUAGUAAAGUAAAUGAUUCAGAAGCCAGUGCCUUUGUGGUGAUUCCAAAGUUUGAUGUGAUGCCAGCUGCUAUUUGCAUUUACUUAUGGAUGGUUUCAUGCAUGGUCGCAACUAAUAUUGAAGUAAUCUCCACCUUUCGGUUUGAUGCUGAGCUGGUUUCUUAUAGAGAUUUCAAGUGUGCGAACAAGGAAAAAAUUGUACAGAUACUUUCCAAUUUUGACUGGAUGCGUUACUUCGAUAACUAUUUGGACAUUGACGAAGUCUAUGGCAGAUUCACUGCCGUUUUACUCGACAUCAUAAAUCGUUACAUACCCCUCCGACAGUACGUUAAGCAUUCUUCUGGUAGAUAUCCCACGCACAUCCGUAAUCUUUUCGAGCAGCGUGAGCGACUCUUUCAGCAACUCUUUCAGCCAUCACAAAAUGCCCUCUUCCUUGAUAUUUCCAAAAAGCUGGAUUUCCAUGUAAAACGCUUCCUAGCUUUUAGAAUGCGAAAACUGGCUAAGAACGAGAGUUUAAAAAUGCUAUAUCGAUACAUCAGGAAGGUCAACACAACUUACAAUAUGCACCAUAUCUUGGAAGAUUCCGAAGGGAAUAAAUAUUCAACUCAUUAUACGAAAGCUGAAGCAAUUGCUGAUUAUUUUGCUAGUGUGUACGGGAAGCCACAUGAUGGCAACAUAAGUCUACCUUCGGUUUCCGCCGAUGAAAAAAGAAAGCAAAUUUUGUUUGGUGUGACGGUAUUUCUGCUGUUUCAUGUAUUCAACUUCCCAUGGCCGUUCUACGAUGGGCCGCUAGACUAUAUCGCUGAAGUAGGUGGAUGGCUUGGUUCUGAAAGGAUUUUCGAAGGUGCACAACUCACGCUUAGCCUUUAUAUUAUUCUUCUGCCAAAAUUCUGGGGAAAAAAUACGAGUGAAGUCGGUGGAUGUCUUCUGUCGUAUAAAUGGUGUGAGACAAGCGUACGGGUUCCAUUUCCAAUAUAUGUGAUCUGCUUUGUUUUCUUCUUUGGAGCUUCGUUUCCUUUUACCGGCUCUCCAUCGGCUACGCUUUUUUCGCUAAUCCUUGGACCUCGAAAA